This is a messenger RNA of Cajanus cajan (pigeon pea), 831 nucleotides long. RefSeq lists its product as uncharacterized. NCBI's taxonomy places the organism in Eukaryota, Viridiplantae, Streptophyta, Magnoliopsida, Fabales, Fabaceae. The record is from RefSeq and is a predicted model, not a curated record.
UGACCGUUUGUUCCGUUGGUAUUUACAACCCUAUCUCUCUCUCACCUUUACUUUUCUUCUCAAACUCAUCACACACACACACACUCGUCUCGUGUCAUCUCUAAACAAAACCAACAGAGAAAAAGACACACUCAGAAAAACGAAAAUACUUAUCCUCAUAAGCAUGACUUCGGCGUCACCGGCUCAUCGGAGAAAAUUCUCCGGGAAGGAGCAGCCGGAGAAACACUCCGGCCUCCUUCGCCGAUUCGCCCCCGCUCCUCUCACGCUGAAGCUUCCCUCGCAAGACACCGACUCUUUUCUUCGUCCGUCGAAGAUGUUGCUGAACGUGACUUUCGACAAGUGCGUGGGAGCCGUACAGGUGGUGAUGUCGCCGGAGGACACCGUCGCCGAUUUGAUUAAGACGGCAUUGGCAUUUUACGAGAAGGAGAAGCGAAGACCCUUGUUGAAGAACACUCAUCCCAACUGCUACGACCUUCACUACUCUUCCUUCACACUUGAAAGUUUGAAGGGAGAUGAUAAGUUGUUGAACUUGGGGUCUAGGAAUUUUUUUCUGCGCUCAAAGCCUGCAACGUCUUCUUCUUGCUUUCGGAAACCGAAUACGGCAAUUGAUUCUGCGUUUCCUUGGAUGGUGUUCGUCCCUCUCAUGCUGUAGCAUUAGGACCAUAACCAUAUACAUAAGUGUCUCACACAUGCCAAAUUAUAUUUCAUCACUUAAAUGUAGUAAUAUUCAUAGAUGUCAGGAUGUUUUUACUAGAGAUAUAUAAAUUCUUAGAUACACAUACGUGUAACGUUUACGAAAUUAUGGCAGUUUUUUUUUUCUUUUUCUGUCAA